Talaromyces amestolkiae is the source of this 1290-nucleotide messenger RNA. RefSeq lists its product as uncharacterized. Lineage: Eukaryota; Fungi; Ascomycota; Eurotiomycetes; Eurotiales; Trichocomaceae. The record is from RefSeq and is a predicted model, not a curated record. Gene Ontology annotation, molecular function: hydrolase activity, acting on carbon-nitrogen (but not peptide) bonds. The coding region runs from base 1 to 1290 and encodes 429 amino acids. The transcript has a single exon.
AUGUCGCAGUAUACUAUUCACACCUCACAACUAUUUGACCCCAAACAGAAGAAAGUCCUGGACAAUACCAGCAUCGUCGUCGAUCGACAAACGGGCAACAUCGUCAAAUCUUACCGGCGAGAAACAGACGAAGAAAUAUCUUUAACAGCAUCUGAAGAUGUCGUUGAUUUACGAGGGAAAUUCGUGAUGCCUGGUUUCGUUGACGCGCAUACCCAUAUCUUCCUUCACUCUUAUGACGAACGCCCUUCCUUGCAGCAAAAACGGGAUGAAAGCGUAGUCGAGCGGGUCGUGAGAGCCGUCAACCACUGUCGCAUUGCACUUUUAGCCGGUUACACAACUUAUCGCGAUCUUGGCAGUGAAUCACUAGGUUCAAUGGAUGCCAAUAUACGUGACACCAUUUCUCGUGGUUUGAUCCCGGGCCCUCGGCUUUUCGUAGCUACGAAGGUUUUGGCAAGCACGGGCUCAUACGAAUCGCGUACUGAGAAUGCCUGCAAUGGGGUGUGCUUGCCUCAGGGUAGUGAACCUGUGGAUGGUCCGGCUGAGGCACAAAAGGCCGUUCGCAGAAGGAUUGCCGAAGGUGCGGACGUUAUCAAGUUUUUUGCCGACUAUCGCCGUCGAAUUAUGCGGUUCCCACCAGCUCAACAACAUCCAUAUGUGCACAGUGUGACGCAUCCACCCGAAGACCCGAACCCAGACGUGUUACUGUUCCACCAGGAGGAAAUGGACAUGAUCGUUAAAGAAGCCAAGCUUGCCAAGUGCCCCGUUGCCUGCCAUGCCGGUACAAUUGAAGGUGCUAUGGGGGCUGUAAAGGCCGGUGUCAACACUAUCGAGCAUGGCUAUUUCGCGAACGAGGAACUAUUUCAGCUCAUGAAGGAAAAAGGAACCAUCUUCGUGCCGACACUAGCAGUCUGUGAAAAUCUACACAAGAAGCGCUUCUCUGAGAUAUUGAAGCAGACCAAGCUCGCUUAUGACAUUGGUGUCCGUCUUGCCUGUGGUGGUGAUACGGGCACUUAUCCUCACGGAGACAACGCACGAGAAAUGGAACUAAUGAUUGAAGCUGGAAUCCCCGUUGAGGAAGUGCUUGAAAUGUGUACUGUCGGAGGUUGGGAAAGUUGUGGCGGAAAUCUUUGUGGAUUCAAGUUCGGCUGGUUUGAGGAAGGAUGCAGAGCAGAUAUUAUUGCUUUGGGUUCAAACCCCAUGGAUAAUAGGAAGGCAUUAAGAGAUGUUGAUUUUGUCAUGAAGGAUGCCAGAAUCUGGAAGUUGAACGGGGAAGCUUACCGUAUGGUAUGA